Messenger RNA from Caenorhabditis remanei, 678 nucleotides. RefSeq lists its product as uncharacterized. The coding region runs from base 1 to 678 and encodes 225 amino acids. The record is from RefSeq and is a predicted model, not a curated record. NCBI's taxonomy places the organism in Eukaryota, Metazoa, Nematoda, Chromadorea, Rhabditida, Rhabditidae. The transcript has 2 exons.
AUGCCAGUUACCAAACCACUGACAUAUCUCUCAUUAAACUGUGUUCUCAAGUACACCGACCCAAACAUCAGACUACAGCUGGCUACUGUGUGCCCGGGGUUUGAGUCCACUGAAAAGCUGGUUCCGUUGAAAAUUGAUCAGCUCAACAUAAAGGCAACGUCGUUUACCAUCAACGACACCAAUUACAAUCUGGGAGUGAUUCGUCACUAUGCAGAUGCAACCGAAGCACCAAAAUGGGUUCUGGAAAUCAAUGCAGCAGGUGGUAUGAGCACAGAUGUCGGAGAGUGUGAAAAGCCGAUCACCAGGGAAUGCCAACGGCUUACAAUGAAGGAUAGAGCGCCCUCGGAUGAAGAGUAUUUCGAGUACUUCUUGCAACUCACGAUCACCGCGAAAAACGGAAUCAAAGUGAUUGAGCGCAUGAAGUACGACAGGAAAAUCAAGGAAUCCAUGUACUACUUUCUCAAUAAAUUUCUGCUUGGAAAUAGAGCCAACUUGAAUGUGCACACAGUUCGUUUCGAUUCUAUACCGGAGAUUGGAGAUUUCAGAUUCAGAUCCAAGCAUCUGAUAAUUGGAGAUGUUGAUCCGGUGCGAGCUCAAAAUUCGCUGGAUGAGAUCGGUUGCCCACUGGAGUCAAUGGAACUUUUCGGACAAAAAUUUUUGAUGAGACCUCAUUUCUGA